AUGCAUCUAUGUUUAUUUACAUCAAUAAUUCGCUCAGUGUCACUUUCUUCCUGUAAUUCAUUCACAGAUAUUUCUUUUGUCAUUUUUCGUCUUUCGAUAUUUCAUUCACUUACUUUUUUUUUCUUUAUUUCUUUAACGUUUUCAUGGCUCUUGAAAUUUAUUCCUGGAAUUUUUCAUGACUCGUUUAUGUCACCCUCUUCAAAUCUAUCUCUACUUUCUCCUUCUUUUCCCCUUCCGUUCUCUUUCUUUACUCUUACUUCUCUUUCAUUACUCUUUUUUUUUUUUUUCUCCCUUUUUUCUCUUUCUUUGCUUUCCUCCUUUUUUCUUUGCUCUCUUUUUCCUCCUCUUUUUUUUCUUUGCUCUCUCUCUUUUUCUUGCUCUUUCUUUUGCUUUCUUUUCUCUUUCUUUGCCUCUUUUUUUUUCUUUUCUUUGCUUUCUCUUUUUUCUUUGCCUUUUUUUACUCUUUCUUCUUUUUUUUUUUCUUUGCCUUUUCUUUUCUUUUCUCUUUCUUUUUUCUUUUUUUUUUCUUUUCUCUUUUUCUUUUGCUUUCUGCCUCCUCUUUUUCUUUGCUCUCUCUGCCUCCUCUUUUUCUUUUCUCUUUCUUUGCUUUCUCUUUUUCUUUUCUCUUUCUUUGCUUUCUCUUUUUCUUUGCUCUCUCUGCCUCCUCUUUUUCUUUUCUCUUUCUUUGCUUUCUCUUUUUCUUUUCUCUUUCUUUGCUUUCUCUUUUUCUUUCUUGCCUCUCUUUUCUUCCCUCUCUCCCUCCUCUUUUCUUUUCUCUUUCUUUUUUUCUUUUUUCUCUUUUUUGCUUUUUUUUUCUUUCUUUUUCUUUUCUCUUUUUCUUUCUUUUCUCUUUCCUCUUUUCUUUGCUCUCUCUCCUCCUUUUUUCUUUUCUCUUUCUUUUUUUUCUCUUUUCUUUUUCUUUUUCCCGUUUCUUUCUUUUGCUUGUCUCUUUUUCUUUGCCUUUUUUCUUUUCUCUUUUUUUUUCUUUUUCUCUUUCUUUUCUUUGCUUUCUCUUUUUUUUUCUCUUUCUUUCUCUUUUUCUUUUGUCUCUCUUUUCCUCUUUUUCAUUUUCUUUUCCUCCUUUUUCUUUUCUCUUUCUUUGCUUUCUUUUUUUUUCUCUUUCUUUGCUUUUUCUUUUUCUUUUCUUUCUUUGCCUCCUCUUUUUUUUUUUUUUCUCUCUGCCUCCUCUUUUUCUUUUCUCUUCUUUGCUUUUCUUUUCUUUUCUCUUUCUUUUUUCUUUUUCUUUCUCUUUCUUUUUUCUUUUUUCUUUGCCUCCUCUUUCUUUCUCCUCCUUUUUCUUUUCUCUUUCUUUGCUUUCUCUUUUUUUUUUGCCUCCUCUUUUCUUUGCUUUUCUCUGCCUUUCUUUUUUUUCUCUGCUUUCCUCUUUUUUCUUUGCUCUCUUUUUCUUUUCUUUUUUGCUUUCUUUUCUCUUUCUUUGCUUUCUCUUUUUUUUUCUCUUUCUUUGCUUUCUUUUUUCUUCUUUUCUUUUCUUUCUCUUUUUUUUUCUUUUUCUUUCUCUUCCUUUUUCUUUGCUCUCUCUGCCUCCUCUUUUCUUUUCUCUUUCUUUCUUUUCUCUUUUCUUUCUUUCUUUCUUUUUUUUCUUUCUGCUCUCUGCCUCCUCUUUUCUUUUUCUUUUCCCCUUUUUUCUUUGCUUUCUCUUUUUCUUUUCUUUUCUUUCUUUUCUUUUUUUCUUUGCUCUCUUUUCUCCUCUUUUCUUUUUUCUUUUCUCUUUCUUUGUUUUCUUUUUUUCUUUUCUCUUUCUUUCUUUCUUUCUUUUCUUUUCUUUUUCUUUCUCUUUCUUUUCUCUUUCUUUGCUUUUCCUUUUUUCUUUGCUCUCUGCCUCCUUCUCUUUGCUCUUUCUUUUUUUCUUUUUCUUUCUCUUUCUUUCUCUUUUUCUUUUUCUUUUCUUUCUCUUUUUUCUUUUCCUCUUUUCUUUCUUUCUUUCAGCUCUCUCUGCCUCUCUUUUCUUUUCUCUUUCUUUUUUCUUUUCUCUUUCUUUUUUCUUUCUUUUCUUUUGCUUUCUCUUUUUCUUUGCUCUUUCUUUCUUUCUCUUUUUUGUUUUCUCUUUCUUUCUUUCUUUCUCUUUUCUCUCUCUUUAAUUUAUCUUUUUCUUUUUCUCUUUCCUCCUUUUUUUCUCUUUCUUUGCUUUCUUUUUUUUUUUCUUCUCUUUCUUUUUUCUUUUCUCUUUCUUUCUCUUUUUUUUUUGCUUUUCUCCUUUUUUCUUUGCUCUUUCUCUUUUUUCUUUUCUCUUUCUUUGCUUUCUCUUUUCUUUUCUCUUUCUUUGCUUUCUCUUUUCUUUUCUGCCUUUCUCUUUUUUUCUCUCUCUCUGCCUCCUCUUUUCUUUUUCUCUUUCUUUCCUCUCUUUUUUUUUCUUUCUUUGCUUUUCUCUUUUUUUGGUUCUCUUUCCUCUUUUUCUUUGCUCUCUCUUUUCUCUUUUUCUUUUUCUUGCUCUCUUUCUUUUUGUCUUUCUCUUUUCUUUUCUUUAAAUCUUUCUUUGCCUCUCUUUUUCUUUUUCUCUUUGCCCCUUUCUUUUUUCUUUUGCUCUUUCUUUCUUUUUUUCUUUUUUUCUCUUUUCUCUCUUUCUUUCCUCUUUUUCUUUUCUUUCUCUUUUUUCUUUCUUUUUUUUUCUCUUUCUCCUUCUUUUCUUUUUUCUUUGCUUUCUUCCUUUCCUUUCUCUUUCUUUCUUUUUCUUUUUUCUUUUCUUUCUUUCCUUUUUCUUUCUUUUGCUUUCUUUUUUCUUUGCUCUCUCUGCCUUUUUUUUUUUUCUCUCUCUUUCUUUUCUUUUCUUUCUUUUCCUUUCUUUCUUUCUUUUCUCUUUCUUUGCUUUCUCUUUUCUUUCUCUUUUUUUUUCUCUUUUCUUUUCUCUUUUCUUCCUCUUUUCUUUUUUCUUUUCUUUUUUUUUUUCUUUUCUCUUUCUUUGCCUUCUCUUUUUCUUUGCUCUCUCUGCCUCCUUUCUUUUUUUUUUCUUUCUCUCUUCCUCUUUUUUUUUUCUUUCUUUUCUUUUUCUUUUUCUUUUUCUUUCUUUCUUUCCUUCUUUUUCUUUUUCUCUUUCCUCCUCUUUUCUUUGCUCUCUCUGCCUUCUCUUUUUUCUUUUUUCUCUUUCCUUUCCUUUUUUCUUUUCUUUCUUUUCUUUCUUUUUCUUCUUUCUCUCUUUCCUUUCUUUUCUUUUGCUCUCUCUUUUCUUUUCUUUCUCUUUCUUUCUUUCUUUUCUUUGCUUUCUCUUUCCUCCUCUUUUCUUUCUUUUGCUCUCUCUGCCUCCUCUUUUUUUUUUUCUCUUUCUUUGCUUUCUCUUUUCUUUUCUCUUUCUUUUUUCUUUUCUUUUUUUUGCUCUCUCUUCCUCCUUUUUUUUUCCUCUUGUUCUUUCUCCUCUUUUUCUUUUUCUUUCCUUUUCUUUCUUUCUUUUUUCUUUUCUUUCUUUCUUUCUCUUUUUUCUUUGCUCUCUCUGCCUCCUCUUUUCUUUUUCUCUUUCUGCCUCCUUUUUUUUUUUUUUCUUUUUUUUUUUCUCUCUUUCUUUCUUUUCUUUGCUUUCUCUUUUCUUUGCUCUCUCUGCCUCCUUUUUUCUUUGCUCUCUUUGCCUUUCCUCUUUUUUUUCUCUUUCUUUGCUUUCUCUUUUUCUUUUCUCUUUCUUUCUUUCUUUUCUUUCUUUCUGCCUCCUCUUUUUCUUUGCUCUCUCUUUCUCCUCUUUUCUUUUCUCUUUCUUUUUUCUUUUUUCUUUUCUCUUUCUUUGCUUUCUCUUUUCUUUCUUUCUCUCUUUCCUCUUUUUUCUUUUCUCUUUCUUUUUCUUUCUCUUUCUCUCUCCUCUCUUUCUUUCUUUCUUUUUCUUUCUCUCUUUUCUUUCUUUUUUUUUUCUUUCUUUGCUUUCUUUCUUUUUUCUUUUCUUUUUAUUUUUUUUUUCUUUUCUUUUUUCUUUUCUCUUUUUUUUUUGCUCUCUCUUUUUUUUCUUUGCUCUCUCCUACCUUUUCUUUUCUUUUUCUUUCUUUUCUUUCUCUUUUUUUUCUUUCUUUCUUUCUUUCUUUUCUUUUCUUUUUCUUUCUCUUUUCUUUCCUCUCUUUUUCUUUUCUUUCUUUUUCUUUCUUUUCUUUUCUUUUUCUUUUCUUUGCUUUUCUUUUCUUUCUCUUUUCUUUCUUUGCUCUCUUCUGCCUCCUCUUUUUCUUUUGCUCUCUCUUUCUUUUUCUUUCUUUCUUUCUUUCUUUUCUUUUUCUUUUCUUUCUUUUUCUUUUUUUUUCUCUCUCUUUUUUUUCUUUUCUCUUUCUUUGCUUUCUCUUUUUCUUUCUUUUUUCUUUCUUUCUUUUUUUCUUUCUUUCUCUUAAUUUCUUUUUCUUUGCUCUUUCUUUGCUUUCCUUUUUUCUUUUUCUUUCUUUUGCUUUCUCUUUUCUUUUCUUUUCUUUCUUUCUUUCUUUUCUCCCUUUUUCUUUGCUCUCUUUGCCUCCUCUUUUUUUUCUUUUCUCUUUCUUUCUUUCUCUUUUUUCUUUUCUUUCUUUUUUUUCUCUUUUUUUGCUUUCUCUUUUUCUCUUCCUUCCUCCUCUUUCUUUUCUCUUUCUUUCUUUCUUUUUUUUUGCUUUCUUUUCUUUCUUUUUCUUUGCUUUCUCUGCCUUUUUUUUUCUUUUUCUUUUCUUUUUCUUUUUCUUUUCUCUUUCUUUGCUUUCUCUUUUUUUUUUUUCUUUCUUUUCUUUCUUUUUUUUUUCUUUUUUUUCUUUUUUCUCUUCCCCUCUUUCUCUUUUUUUCUCUCUCUUUCUUUUCUUUUCUUUUUUCUUUCUUUCUUUCUUUUUUUUUCUCUUUCUUUUUUCUCUUUUCUCUCUCUUUUCUCCUCUCUUUUUUCUUUCUUUCUUUUCUUUAAUUCUUCUUUCUCUUUUCUUUUCUUUCUUUUUUAAAAAAAACUUCAUCUUCUUUUCUCCCAGCUUUGCUUUUUCUUUUCUUUCCUCUUCUUUCUUUGCCUCUUUCUUUUUUCUUUCUUUCUUUGCCUCCUUUUUUUUCUUUUUCUCUUUGCCUUCUUUUCUUUCUUUUUUUCUCUUUUCUUUCUUUCUUUCUUUCUUUCUUUUUUCUCUCUUUCUUUAA
This is a messenger RNA of Acanthosepion pharaonis, 5055 nucleotides long. NCBI's taxonomy places the organism in Eukaryota, Metazoa, Mollusca, Cephalopoda, Sepiida, Sepiidae. The record is from the annotation of a GenBank genome assembly.